Orycteropus afer afer is the source of this 771-nucleotide messenger RNA. It is a transcript of the gene TMEM70, whose product is annotated as transmembrane protein 70. Gene Ontology annotation, biological process: mitochondrial proton-transporting ATP synthase complex assembly. The coding region runs from base 1 to 771 and encodes 256 amino acids. The transcript has 3 exons. Gene Ontology annotation, cellular component: mitochondrial membrane. The record is from RefSeq and is a predicted model, not a curated record. NCBI's taxonomy places the organism in Eukaryota, Metazoa, Chordata, Mammalia, Tubulidentata, Orycteropodidae.
AUGCUACUUCUGGCUGUCUGCGGUUCGUGGGCGGCUGGGCUGCGGCUGAGCGGGAAGAGGGCGGCGCUGUGGGCAUCUGCGGCGCUCCGAGAUCCCAGGGCGGCAGCCUCAUGGGUGGCCUCCUGCAGCGUUCCCUCGGGGCCAGUCGGCGGCUGGAGCGCUGGGCUGCAGGGAGCCCCUAGGUCUCUCAGGCGUCGGGGUGGAGCGCAGAUACCUGUUUGUUGGGAAGGAUGUGUUCGAUGUUUACAUACACAACUUGAAAAAUCAGAAGAUGGAAGACUGAUUUACACUGGGAAUCUGGCCCGAACAGUUUUUGGUGUGAAGUGCUUCUCUUAUUCUACAAGCGCAAUCAGUCUUGCUUUUCUGCCAUACAUUUUUGCACAAAAUAAUAUUAUAUUUGGAAGUCUGCCUUUGCAAAUCUUAUUUUAUGGCAUCAUAGGAAGCUUUACAGUGAUCACUCCAGUACUGCUGCAUUUGGUUACAAAAGGCUAUGUCAUUCGCUUGUACCAUGAGGCCACGACAGACACUUAUAAAGCCAUCACUUACAAUGUUGUGCUUUCAGAAACAAGUACAGUGUUUCACCAGAAUGAUGUGAAGAUUCCUGACAGCACACACAUGUUUACCACGUUUUAUGCUAAAACAAAAUCUUUAUUAGUUAAUCCAUUGCUCUUUCCAAACCCUGAAGACUAUAACCACCUAAUGGGUUAUGACAAACCAUUCACUUUUGAUAUGGAAGAAACUACUGAAAAGAAACAGCUUAAAGAUAAAUGA